GGCUACAGAAAUCUCAAAGUCUGUAGCCCCUUUGGCUACCAGGUAAAAAAGGUUAAUUUCGCACACUGUGUAUGUAAUGAAAAGCUUACACUAAGGAAAGCAGCUAGAGAAUAUGGGGUCUCUUAUGUGUUUCUUUAUAGACCAGAAUGAUUCAGGGGAAGUGCACAUCGAAAAGAUCAAGGGGCCGGAAACUGUCUUUUCAUCUGCUGAGGAAAAAAGCAUGGCCGAAUGUCUUAGUGAAAUGACCCAGCGCGGAUUGGAUUUAAAGAAACUCAUUUAUGAUAUGUGGUACUGAAGUGUUGGGAUGUCCUCAGGACAAGGGAGACCACCUGGUGGGCAGGGGAAGCAAUAUAGAGGUAGUGGCCCUAAAAGAGGUGGUAACCAGGGUAACAGAGAGAACACUGACAGAGUGGGUCAUAAUCAGUCCCAAAGAGGGGGCCAUAAUCAAUCCCAAAGAGGGGGGAAUAAUCAAUCCCAAAGAGGGGGAUAUAAUCAGCCCCAAAGAGGGGGAUAUAAUCAGCCUCAAAGAGGGGGAUAUGAUCAGCCCCAAAGAGGGGGAUAUGAUCAGCCCCAAAGAGGGGGAAAUAAUCCGCCCCAAAGAGGAGGAUAUGAUCAGCCACAAAGAGGGGGAUAUGAUCAGCCCCAAAGAGGGGGAUAUAAUCAAUCCCAAAGAGGGGGAUAUGAUCAGCCCCAAAGAGGGGGGAAUAAUCAAUCCCAAAGAGGGGGAUAUAAUCAGCCCCAAAGAGGGGGGAAUAAUCAAUCCCAAAGAGGGGGAUAUAAUCAGCCCCAAAGAGGGGGGAAUAAUCAAUCCCAAAGAGAGGGAUAUGAUCAGCUCCAAAGAGGGGGGAAAAAUCAGCCCCAAAGAGGAGGAUAUGAUCAGCCCCAAAGAGGGGAGAAUAAUCAAUCUCAUAGAGGAGGAUUUCAUCAGCCUCAGAGAGGAGGCCAAAAUCAAUUUGGAAGAGGGAGUCAUAAUCCACCCCAAAGAGGGGACUAUAGUCAAAAUCAAAGAGGGGGACAUAAUCAUCCUGAAAGUGGGGGUCACAAUCAGCAAGAAAGAUGGGACAAUCAGGGUAUGGAGCAAUUUCCACCAACCCCGGGACAGAACUACAAUGAUGGGUGUGGUUGUCCACUACCUCCAAACCAACAUGGCGUAGGAUCCUAUGGCCAACAGUUUAACCAACCAGGACAGGGCAUUCUAGCAACCCCUCCCAUGCAGUAUGGAACGGUGCCGAUGAUACCAUUGAUGUCUAUGAACCUGAACAUGCCAUAUUCCCAGCCUUGCCCACCAUUUCCUUACUCAUCAAAUACCCCACCGCAUAAUUCCCCAGAAUAUCACCAACAACAACAACCAAGAAACCGUCCCCCUGGCAGCAGGCAAGGUCCACGAAACCAAGGAAACCAGGGCUUGUCCCGGGCAUCAAGCACCAUGAGUGUUGAUAGUAUACAUUCUGACACAAGUGAUGGAAGGAGACAAGGAAAGAAGUUUGAAAAACGAGGAAAUCAAAAUUUAACAGCAAAUAACCAAGGACCGGUGGCUCGGAAUAGAUACAGUAGUUGUGAACACCUUUCAGAGCCUUCAAGCUUCUCAAAUGUUAGUGGCUUGAGCAAUGAAGACUAUGGAGCUCGUCCAAAAGAGGGGAAUCAACAGAGGAAUUGUAAUGAUCGGGUGAAUAAGAAAUAUUUUGAGAAUGAUUCAAAUGUCAGGAAUAAUAGAAGACCUGAUUUACCUUUUAGAGGACAAUUCAGGGGCAGGGGAAGAGGACCUUCUCUAAAUAGAGGAGGUAGAAGUAGAUCUUGGUCUCAUAUGGCUGGUAGAGGGGGGAGAAAUAUGAACGUGGAUAUUGGUCAAAAUACUGAUGAUUCUGACAAAGAUAGUUAUAUUAGUGAAGCUCCAACAAAUGUGGAUGGCAAUGAUUUUAGUGAUGAAAUGAAUAAAGGGAUAGAAAUAAUUACAAGGAGGGGAAGAGGUAGAAUAUAUUUGCGUGGAUACAGGGGAAGAGGACGGCCAUUUAGAGGCAGAGGCGGCCCUUAUGGAAAACAAUCAAGACAGAGGAAGGAAUAUGAAGAUGGAGAAAGUGAUGGAGAAAUGGAAGCUGUUGCAGUUGAUAAUGCUACUGAUAUCAAUGUUGAUGAGGCAAAAGAAACUACUACAAAAGCAAGAAGGCAAAAUAAAAGGAACAGAAAACGAAGAGUUAAAGGGCAAGUCAGAAGAGGCGGCCAAACUAAUAAUACUACAGAUGAACACAUUGAUGAGGCUUCUAGUGGAACAGAAGAUGAAGUUAUGCUAGUCAAUGAAAAUACUGGUAAUGAUAUUUGUAGUUCAGAAAAUAUCUUAAAGGAAACAUCUUCAUCAGGUUUUAAAGUUGAUGAUAUUGAGACUGUUAAGUUGCUGACUCUAAAGAAUAGGCUGUCUAGAUACAAAAAAAAUCUUAAUGCAUUGAUGGACAAGGUUGGGAAUUCAGAUGAGGUCAAGAUAAAACAAGAACAACUUGAUGCUAUUAAAACAGUUAUAGAGAGAAGAAGGGAAACUGAAACAAAAGAUGAAGAAAUCAAGCAAGAUCUAGGAGAGGAAGGUUUGACUGAAGAGGAAACGGAAACAGAGGAUGAAACAGAUGACGAAGAAGGAGAAAAAGAGCCAAGUAAGGCAUGCUUUCAGAGGUCAAGUCGUGCAUACAGGUCAGCAAAAGUAUUUAUAUCAUUCAAGCCCAGAGCAUCAAAAAAGACAGGCAAAUUUCGAAAGAAUGAGUCACCAGUUUCUGAAAAAACUGUUGAUGGAAAAACAAGCAAAAAUAACAAAGCAAAAGAAGAGUUUGGAUUAAAUAUUCCUGAGAAGAAAGCAAGUGUAUUAACAGACUUGCUGUCUAAACUAGAUAAGUUGAUUGUAAGUGGAACUGCAAAGGAGCAAAACGUUCCAAUUCAAGCAAAACAGGAAGAUGUUAGUCCAAAUGUGGCUAGUGGUACAAAUGAACCAAAGAAACCUGAUAAUAAAAGAGUGAAGCAUCAUUCAGGUGGGAAUCCAUUAGCAAAUGAUGUGUUUAAGUACAUGGUGAGAACAUUUGAAGGGCAGGGUGAGCCAAAUGAUAUCCACAGAGAGUCUGGAAUGUUUCCAGUCGAUUGCAACAUUGAACAAUGGUUUAGAGCCAUGAAAACUAGAUUUUCAGUGUUUGAAAAAGAUGGGAAAGUCAUUCAUGUUGCAGUCUAUAUGAAGGACAUUUCGUACUGCCUAGAUUAUAUCAAGGCAACUGGAUGUUCAAAGGAAUGCACAAGAUAUCACGUGUGUAAAGAUAUGCUUUGUAACAAUUGUAAGUUCGGAGCUGGAAAAUGCAAAUUCAGCCAUGAUUUCCUUGAUAAAAGAAAUAUGGCGACCACCAAGAAGCUUGGUAUGAAUGAUGUCUUCAGCAAUGAUGAAAUUUGUAGCAUUUUGAAAGUGAGAUAUCCUCAUGCAUGUGAGUACUGGAUAGCAAACGAUGGCACAUGUGAAGAUUCAAUUUGCAUAGGUCUUCACCUUUGUGAUCGAUUUAUAUUUGGAAAGUGUUUGAGGGAAGAUAGUUGUGCUUUAGGGCAUGAUUUUACAACAGAACACAAUAGAGAAAUUAUGAAAGCAUUCAAGAUGGAGAAUUGGAACAGUCCAUUUAUGAGAAAGAUGAUUUACCUGAAAAGAACACCAAAUACUUCUGAAAGAAUGGAUGAACCUUCCUUUGAAAGAAAUUUAGAUUUUGAAGAAGAGAUUGUUGAACUUGAAUAUAUUGAAAGCGUUGUAGAUGAAAAUGCAGUUGUAGAAGAAGAGAUUGAUAACAAGGCUGGGCAUGAAGAUACUGAGGAGGUUAGAGCAGGGAGAAAAAGAAAUCCUCGUCAAAGAGGGAGGGCGCGGAAAACGUCCUCAAACAAGGACUAUGAUUCAGUUCAAACAGUUCAUUCAGAUAUGGCUGGAGAGACCUUCCUGUGUGAAAAGCAUUUAAUGGAUUCCUGCAAAAGAUCAGGUUGCAAGUUUCAUCAUACCCAGAGUAAAUCAACAUACAUCUGGCAGGUAAAGAUGUGGGGAGAAUGGCGGGAAAUUCUUAACCAGGAGGGGGCAGAACAACUGUACUGCAAACCAGGAUGCAACCACUCAGAGAGUUUUGAAGACAUAGACAGUCAUCUUACACACUGUCAACUAGAAUUCAAACCAAUACUUCAAGCCAUCAUCAGCAGUGAAAUUGUUGAAUUGUCAGAAGUUGAAGCUCGCCGCCUCUCAACUCGUUCAUACAGUCAGGUGAAACACCGGGAAACUGGCUUUGCGACACAGUGGAGAUGGUACUGGAAAGAUAAUUCUGGCACGUGGAUGCUGUUUGAUUCAGAUCAGAUGCAGCGAACCUUGGAGGCAAAGUUUCUGGUGCAUCAGGAGACGUAUCACUACCACCGGGAAAACUACAAGUGGAAAUAUCUGAUCGACUUUAACGCCAUGAUUCAGACCAACAUUGACACGGGUGCUAUCAGGGAAAUCAGACGUCGCCCACUGUUUGUGUCUCAGGCAGAUGUUGUACAGAGAAACUACCCUGCGGGUCUGAGUGCCUCGCCGGAAAUUCCCGCCAUCCUGCCGCCUGAUUGGACACCCUGGGACCUCGCAAACCAGUUUGAACUGGUCAAGCUUGCGCCAACAGACCCGGCUUAUAUACAGGUUGCGAACAACUUCCACCAGACAAUGAGCCGAGUGGAUAAACAGAUCCAGGACAUCUUCCGUAUGCAGAACCCAACGCUCUGGCUUCGCUUUUGCAACCAAGAGAAAACUAUGCUGGCCAAUCAGCGUAGAUGUGGUGAUGAAAGUCCCGUGAAGAAACUACUCCUGUUUCACGGCACCGAUUCCCUUGAUGCAGUGAGAGGAAUAAGUGUCAACAACUUCGACCCACGAGUUUCCGGGAAAAAUGCAACUGUAUAUGGAGAGGGUGCUUACUUCGCCCGGGAUGCCAAGUAUAGCCACAGAUACACAAAAGGCUCCGGGCUCAUGUUCCAGGCUGUCGUUCUUGUGGGAUAUUCCACAAACGGAAAAAAGGACUACCGUAGACCACCUGAAAAGCCUGGACAAACACACGAGUUGUAUGACUCUUGCGUGAAUGACAUCAACGAUCCAAGCAUUUAUAUUCUCUUUGAGAAGAACCAGUACUACCCUGAAUAUCUGAUUCAGUAUGUAGACCUGUACAGGGCACCGUCUCCCCCUCCAGUCAGACCAGUAACAAGACCCAGACACAGUAUACCUGGAGUGAAUACGGGAACUACAGGGGCAGUGUUCACUUGUUCAGCAGGUUCUAUUGCUCCAUAUGGAUCUAGUUCCACUGGAGCAACAGGCAUGUAUGGAACCACUUCAUCAAGUUCAACCAGCCACAUUCCAGGUUCUACCAGCCCAACUUCACCAUCUGGAUCUUAUUCAACAGGAGCAUACACAGGAGGGACAGGGAAUGCCUCCACGGCAGCAUCGGGCUCAACUUCCCCAGUUGGAGGAUCUGGGUACAGGGCUGGUUCCAGCUCAGGCUCUAGAUCUACAGCAACCACCAGUGGAUCUACAGGGACGUAUGCAAGAGCUUCAGCAAAUUCAGCCUUCCUUAAUGUAAAUGUCAGUCCACCCAAACCUGAUAAAUCGUGUGCCAUUCAGUGAUGAUGAGGUUAAACAAAGUUUUUGUUUCAGUGUUUGAAACCUGAUCCAAAGUAAAACCUUUUGUCAAAGUUGUAUGUUUUGAGAUAAUUUAAAUGUGAGUGUUUUUUGUUUACUUUUGAAUUUUUCAAUUUGGCUCAUAAAACCGAUGUUUCUGUUAGCCUGUCUAUUGUUUGAAGUUAUUUAUGUUAUGAUAGAAAGAGACUUUUUUUCAGAGUUUACUAGUUAUGUGCUGUAAAUACGUGUGACAUGACUUGAUUUACACAUUUGUUUCAAAUUGAAUUUAGGUCUGUUUGUUAAUCUGAUUACAAAAAGCCUUACUGACUUCUCACUUUCUUUCAAUAAAUGAAUUUUAGCUUGUCUGUUUUUAGCAGAUUUAUUGUUAAGGUAUUGCGUUAGCCUUGUCGCUGUCAUGUUGCCUGCGACAGUAUUCACAUGUAUAGCAGGGUCUAAAACUCUUAAAUAUUUCUCAAGUAAUGUCCCUUGUUGACUGACCACAGCAAUCUUGUUUAUAUUUAUAUAGUGGCUUUUUAGAAUGAUAUAUAUUUAUAGAGUAGAAUAUUGUUGAUAUGGACAGACAUUUUGUUGCUUCAAAUUAGGAUACUAUGAUAGCACUUGAUAUUGUUGAGCUUAUGUUUUAGGAAAUGUGUUUGUUGUUGUUUUUCAAACGAGAAAGUCAAAGUACAGCCUAGGUGAUGUGCAAGAACUUCAACCUCAACCAUAACUCCAAAAACAUUAAAGGGCUAUUCCAUUCAAACAUAUAAACCCCGGGGGGAAGGCACUUUUAAAUUAUUACACCCAGCUACAGAAACAAAUUUAUCCUUUUAGUGUCCAAAUUAACGCAGAAGGAUACUGACCAAUAUACAAGAAAAUGAUUGCCUUCCCCCUGUGGGUUAUAUGUUUUACUGGAAUAGACCUAAGAUAUUUAAGUUAAGUUUGAACACAUGUUGCCAGAAACUCUGGUUUUAAUAAGGAUUGAGUUAUGCCCCUUGUUCGCUGUUAUUUACUUCUUCUUUAUUGCUUAUUCAUUGUAUUUAUUAUUGAAAUUAUUUAUCCAAAUAAUUGUGGCUGUGAUUGACAUUAUAACCGGUGUUAUUGUUUAGCUUUACCCAGAUUAAACAGUACUAAAUAUAAUGAAUUGUAAUGAUGUAAUUUUAAUUUUGGAAAUUAUUACAAUGAUGAUACAAUGUUUAUCAUUGUAAAAUGUUUUUGUGUUUCAUAGUAAAGUUUGAUGACUUUGGUUACAUUUUAUGUACCGGUAUUUAACACAUAAAGAAAUACAUAGAAAAUGAAAUUCAAGUUGUCUUACAUGCAAUUGUAUUUACAAGUUGUCUUACGGUACAUGCAUUUGUAUUUACAAGUUGUCUUACGGUACAUGCAUUUGUUUUUACAAGUUGUCUUACGGUACAUGCAUUUGUAUUUACAAGUUGUCUUACGGUACAUGCAUUUGUAUUUACAAGUUGUCUUACAUGCAUUUGUAUAUGCAAAUUGCUAAUAAGUUUGCUGUAAAGUGAAAUGUUUUUGAUUUUGAUAUUUCAUUUGGGAACAGAUACCAUUAACUUGUAAGCAGUAUAAUUAUUGUACCUUGUACAUGUAACAAAUCAGACUGGAUACAUUUGUUUUGUAAUUUAGUCUCUAUUGUAUCAAGGUGAGUGCUUGAGUGUUUAUGUAUAUCUUUAGUUUAGCAUUGUGUGGGGUUAAUAGGAUUUGUAAUGAGUUGGUGAUGUUUUUUUUGUUUAUAUAAUUAAGUCAAUGAAAGAAAUUGUACUUCAUUGUUGAUGAUUUAAUUGUUUGACAAUUUGAUGAUUUUUGUUGAUUUAUUAAGACUUGAUACUAAGUCAGCGAGAUGAAGGCAUAUAGGUUGAUAUUUCCAUGGCCUAACAUUCGUUAUGGACUGUCUGUCAUAGGAGAAAGGUUAUAUAAGAUAGAAAGAAAGAUGAGUUUAAGUUUAGAUAGACCAAAUAUUUUGUUCAUUUGAAUCUUUUAAACUGCUCUUAUUAAAUCUUAAAUUAGUCACCUAGUACCGGUACUAUAAUAUGCAUAUGGUUGAAAACAUUUGAGUUCAUUUAUGAAGGAAAGAAAUGUUUCAAUCAAAUGUACUAUGAGUGUAGUUUUCCUUACAAGAAUCAAUCAGGCUGGCCACGCCGAGACAGACUUGUAUAUAUAAAAGUAUAUUCUGAGAAGUAUUGCUUGACAAUAUUACAUGUGAGCCAAAAAGGGUCCUUGGCUUGCAGAUGUCACAUACAAGUGUUAGUGUACAUUAUGGAUGCAUCAUCUUUGUGCUCCUUCUUGAACCCUGAUUUGCCAUGUGAUUUGAGACCAUUAACAGAAGUAUGUGCUUGUUAAACAUGAUUAAAGAUUCAGGGGAGGUCCUUGUGGGCUUUCUUUUGAAGCUUUUUAAGUGUGUAAGCUGUGGAAAUACAUUGUAUAACUAUAUUGCCUGGGAUAAAUCCCAACCCUCUAGGGAAAUGUAGGCACACUAGAGUAUGAACCAAAAUGGUUUUAGAUAGAACUCUGUGUGUUAUGAAAUUCUGUAGAGUAAAAGAAUUUCAGACUACAAAAAAAAUAAAAUGUUUAACAACAUGUCAACGUAUUACGUUACAUGGUUAAACAAAUGCUACAAAAGCAUGCAUGUACUCUCGUGUUGUACAUGAAAUAAACAUUUAUACAUUACAUUCAUAUCUUUAACGUAUCAGUUGAUACACAUUUGAAAAACUAUAAACAACGUUCCCUUGUUUGUAACAUGUUUUGUUUCAUAUUUUUAUUUCACAAACAUCUCUUGUAUAUUAUAUGUUUGGUUUCUAAGCGCUAUUUCACACGCAUAUCUUGUUUGUAACAUGUUUUGUUUCAUAAUGCUAUUUCACAAACAUUUCUUGUUAUAUGUUUGGUUUCUAAGUGCUAUUUCACACGCAUAUCUUGUUUGUAACAUGUUUUGUUUCAUAUUGCUAUAUCACAAAUAUCUCUUGUUGGUAACAUGUUUUUAAUCCGCUGCCAUGGAGUGGGGAGGGGAUUAUAGGAAUGCACUUCACUCCUCUGUCGGUCUGUCUGUCUAACAUUUUGUGUCUGGGCUAUAACUUACUUACAUAAGGAUGGAUUACAAUAUAACUAAGUAAUGUUGUCCUCAUUGGGACGAUGUGCAGUGACCUUGACCCGGGUCAAUACCUCAAAGGUCAAGGUCAUAUGAGACAUUUAAAGGUCAGAGUACACAUGCUUGUGUCUGAGUUAUAACUUAUUUAUGCAUUGAUUGAUUUCCAUAUAACCUGGUACAAAUGUUGCCCUCAUUGAGACGAUGUGCAGUGAUCUGACCCAGGGUCCAUACCUCAAAAACCCAAGACAUUUAAAGGUCAGAGUACACAAUUAAAAGUGAUUGUUAAUUGAAAGUGUUAAACAAGUUGCACAGAUUGAUACUUUGAGCACUCUGCCGAGCAUUAUCAUUAUGUGCAACAAGUUCAAUAUUUUAAUAAAGAAUGGACAAUGUUAUGAGGUCACUACAAUAAAUAUAAAUCACAGCUUUAGCAAAAAUACUUAAGGCUUGCUUUUCAUUGAUGUAAUUUAUAAAUCAAACACUCAAGUUUUCUUCUCUCUUUUUUAAGCCAAAAUAACCUUGACAUUGAACUUCCUUACACUGCACACAAUCUGAAUAACUUUAACAAAUAUCCUUUUAUAAAAUGUUAAUAUAUCCAAGAAUAUUAAGGUUACUAAUCUAAUAACUUGUAUUUCCUAUUUUCCCACUCCUGACCAGUGGAAGUGUACAAUUUUGGUCAGAUUCAACGCACCAGUCAGGUUCAGAGAAAAACAAAAUGUUCCCAAAAAACAACGGCGGGGGAUAUAGCCGUCCUUUGGACUGCCUUGUGUUUGUAAGUGCUAUUUUACAAGCAUAUCAUGUUUGUAACAAGUUUUGGUCAUAUUGCUAUUUCACAAACAUGAUGAAACAUCUAUUUUUUGUAACAUGUUUUGUUUCUUAGUGCUAUUUCAUAAACAUCCCUUGUUUGUAACAUGUUUUGUUUCUUGGUGCUUUUUCAUAAACAUCCCUUGAAUGUAACAUGUUUUGUUUCUUGGUGCUUUUUCAUAAACAUCCCUUGAAUGUAACAUGUUUUGUUUCUUAGUGCUAUUUCACAAACAUCCCAUGUUUGUAACAUGUUUUGUUUCUUAGUGCUAUUUUACAAACACCUCUUGUUAGUACAAUGUAUCAUGUUUAAGUUUUGUUUCUUAAUGCUAGUUCACAAACAUCCCUUGUUUGUAACAUGUUUUGUUUCUUAGUGCUAUUUCACAAACAUGUCUUGUUUGUAACAUGUUUUGUUUCUUAGUGCUAUUUCAUAAACAUCCCUUGAAUGUAACAUGUUUUGUUUCUUAGUGCUAUUUUACAAACAUCCCUUGAAUGUAACAUGUUUUGUUUCUUAGUGCUAUUUCACAAACAUCCCAUGUUUGUAACAUGUUUUGUUUCUUAGUGCUAUUUUACAAACAUCCCUUGAAUGUAACAUGUUUUGUUUCUUAGUGCUAUUUCAUAAACAUCCCAUGUUUGUAACAUGUUUUGUUUCUUAGUGCUAUUUUACAAACAUCCCUUGAAUGUAACAUGUUUUGUUUCUUAGUGCUAUUUUACAAACAUCCCUUGUUUGUAACAUGUUUUGUUUCUUAGUGCUAUUUCAUAAACAUCCCAUGUUUGUAACAUGUUUUGUUUCUUAAUGCUAUUUUACAAACACCUCUUGUUAGUACAAUGUAUCAUGUUUAAGUUUUGUUUCUUAAUGCUAGUUCACAAACAUCCCUUGUUUGUAACAUGUUUUGUUUCUUAGUGCUAUUUCACAAAUAUGUCUUGUUUGUAACAUGUUUUGUUUCUUAGUGCUAUUUUACAUACACCUCUUGUUAGUACAAUGUAUCAUGUUUUGUUUCUUAGUGCUAUUUCAUAAACAUCCCUUGUUUGUAACAUGUUUUGUUUCUUAGUGCUAUUUCAUAAACAUCCCUUGUUUGUAACAUGUUUUGUUUCUUAGUGCUAUUUCAUAAACAUCCCUUGAAUGUAACAUGUUUUGUUUCUUAGUGCUAUUUUACAAACAUCCCUUGAAUGUAACAUGUUUUGUUUCUUAGUGCUAUUUCACAAACAUCCCAUGUUUGUAACAUGUUUUGUUUCUUAGUGCUAUUUUACAAACAUCCCUUGAAUGUAACAUGUUUUGUUUCUUAGUGCUAUUUCAUAAACAUCCCAUGUUUGUAACAUGUUUUGUUUCUUAGUGCUAUUUUACAAACAUCCCUUGAAUGUAACAUGUUUUGUUUCUUAGUGCUAUUUUACAAACAUCCCUUGUUUGUAACAUGUUUUGUUUCUUAGUGCUAUUUCAUAAACAUCCCAUGUUUGUAACAUGUUUUGUUUCUUAAUGCUAUUUUACAAACACCUCUUGUUAGUACAAUGUAUCAUGUUUAAGUUUUGUUUCUUAAUGCUAGUUCACAAACAUCCCUUGUUUGUAACAUGUUUUGUUUCUUAGUGCUAUUUCACAAAUAUGUCUUGUUUGUAACAUGUUUUGUUUCUUAGUGCUAUUUUACAUACACCUCUUGUUAGUACAAUGUAUCAUGUUUUGUUUCUUAGUGCUAUUUCAUAAACAUCCCUUGUUUGUAACAUGUUUUGUUUCUUAGUGCUAUUUCAUAAACAUCCCUUGUUUGUAACAUGUUUUGUUUCUUAGUGCUAUUUCAUAAACAUCCCUUGAAUGUAACAUGUUUUGUUUCUUAGUGCUAUUUUACAAACAUCCCUUGAAUGUAACAUGUUUUGUUUCUUAGUGCUAUUUCACAAACAUCCCAUGUUUGUAACAUGUUUUGUUUCUUAGUGCUAUUUUACAAACAUCCCUUGAAUGUAACAUGUUUUGUUUCUUAGUGCUAUUUCAUAAACAUCCCAUGUUUGUAACAUGUUUUGUUUCUUAGUGCUAUUUUACAAACAUCCCUUGAAUGUAACAUGUUUUGUUUCUUAGUGCUAUAUUACAAACAUCCCUUGUUUGUAACAUGUUUUGUUUCUUAGUGCUAUUUUACAAACAUCCCUUGUUUGUAACAUGUUUUGUUUCUUAGUGCUAUUUUACAACCAUCCCUUGUUUGUAACAUGUUUUGUUUCUUAAUGCUAUUUUACAAACAUCCCUUGAAUGUAACAUGUUUUGUUUCUUAGUGCUAUUUUACAAACAUCCCUUGUUUGUAACAUGUUUUGUUUCUUAGUGCUAUUUCACAAAUAUGUCUUGUUUGUAACAUGUUUUGUUUCUUAGUGCUAUUUUACAUACACCUCUUGUUAGUACAAUGUAUCAUGUUUUGUUUCUUAGUGCUAUUUCAUAAACAUCCCUUGUUUGUAACAUGUUUUGUUUCUUAGUGCUUUUUCACAAACAUGUCUUGUUUGUAACAUGUUUUGUUUCUUAAUGCUAGUUCACAAACAUUUCUUGUUUGUAACAUGUUUUGUGCCUGAGUGCUAUUUCACAAACAUGUCUUGUUUGUUACAUGUUUUGUUUGUUAGUGUAAUGCCGUUUAAUUAAUGUGCUACAGUGGAUACUGACAUAGUGAAAAAUGUUCUCACUCCCAAACAGAAAGACUUUGUUCAUAACUGUUUUACAGUACAAUGUAAUAGUGUUUAUUGCUAAAAACCUAUGUAAUGUGUAAAGUGCAUAGUACCAUUGUUAUCCAUACAUGUGUGUAAAACAUAUUCAUUUUUUCAGUUUGUUGAUGUGCAAUGAAAUUGCCUUGUAGAAAAUAUAUUGUACACUUAUUUUAUAAACAGUCUUAUUGGAGAGUUUAAGAUGUGAAUUACCAUUAAUUAAAAUGAAGGAUGCAUAAGAAACAUGACAUAAUAUUUGUUUACAUAACCAAUAAAUGCUUAAAAAAAGUGAAGUUGAGCAAUACACCAGUAUUCUGCUUUGUGUAAGAAAUUUGGAAUGGAAAUUCAGCCAGUGUUUUUUUCUUACCAAUUUUGGGCCGAAUAUUAGUCCUAUAAACAUUUCCUCUUCUCCAAAUUUGAUUUUUUUAUAUUAUUAUUUCAUGAAAUUAUUCAACCCCUUAACUGUUUGUGUAUGGAAGAGCUGGUGUAAUCUUUCACCAAACAAACUUUCUUUUACCUUCUCUGUCCAUUUUUAAGCCCUUUUUUAAGUGAAACAUUAUUCCCAAUCAAAAAAAGGACCCAUUUCCAAAAUGGUAAAAAAAGCCACUGCUAGCUUUACUUAUAUAUAUAUACUGUCCAAUGUCAGAGUGCUCAAAAUGUGUUUUUCAACCGUAUAAAUGUUAGUUGAAAGUUCUAUUGUUUGGAAAAAAAAUAAAUUAAUGUGAAUGAA
This is a messenger RNA of Mya arenaria, 12903 nucleotides long. RefSeq lists its product as uncharacterized. The transcript is spliced from 11 exons. The coding region runs from base 305 to 5629 and encodes 1774 amino acids. The record is from RefSeq and is a predicted model, not a curated record. Gene Ontology annotation, molecular function: metal ion binding; NAD+ poly-ADP-ribosyltransferase activity. NCBI's taxonomy places the organism in Eukaryota, Metazoa, Mollusca, Bivalvia, Myida, Myidae.